This is a messenger RNA of Brassicogethes aeneus, 1228 nucleotides long. Lineage: Eukaryota; Metazoa; Arthropoda; Insecta; Coleoptera; Nitidulidae. The record is from the annotation of a GenBank genome assembly.
GCAUUUAUCGAUAAAACUCUCGAUCGGCUCGUGCUUCAGAAAAAAUAGUGCAUAGUUCGUGAUUUUUUCGUAAAAUGUCGACGGCACCCUACGAAGAAUAUGAAACUAAGUACCAAGUUGUGGACAAUACCUGGCACCUCAUACCUCCGGAUUACAUGAAUAUGGUGGACGAUGACUAUAGAUACCAAUUUCUGGACAGUAUGAAAAUGAACGGUAGUCCGAUAAGUAGUCAAAAAACGUCUGCAGGAUUUGCCAUUAGCGAUAUACUCGAAUUAGAUAGGAAUACCAACAAUCAGGACAUAGAACCAAUCAGUCCUGUAACCAAUAUUUACCCUAGUCAUGAGAUUUCUUACUUUCCCAAGCAUUGGCCUCAAAGUGAAAAUGUUAUACCUCAAAAUCACUCAAUGCAUAUGACCCACCCCGCUCAAUUGAGUCCAGAUAGCACAAGUCCACCGAUAUCGGAAAGAUCCAGUGUAGACCCCAUUAACGUACAAGACAACGUAAUGCCUCAACCUCAACUAAGUUCAGACCCGUCUCCAUCUGAAAACGUGUCUGACAACGAGGGCGACGACGAAAUGGGAGACGACAUGAAGGAAGAUCAGGGGGAUGGCCAAAGCGGCAGCCACAAGAAGCGAAAAAGGAGAGUUCUGUUUUCGAAAGCACAGACCUACGAGUUGGAGAGGAGGUUCAGGCAGCAAAGAUACCUAAGCGCGCCCGAAAGGGAACACUUGGCGUCCAUAAUCCGGCUGACGCCCACGCAAGUCAAAAUUUGGUUUCAAAAUCACAGAUACAAAACCAAAAGGGCUCAGCACGAGAAAGGGCUGCACGAUCAGCAGAACAAUUCGACUUUGCCGUCACCGAGACGCGUCGCUGUGCCAGUGUUGGUUAGAGAUGGGAAACCGUGCCUGAGCGGCGGGCCGAAACCCCAGGACUCCUUGCAAGUUCCCACCUCUAUGAUGCUCCCCGGUCACCCGCAUUUACUCUACCCUCAGCCGAGAUGGUGGUAAUUUUUUCUAAAGUAAUUUUAACAAUUUUAGUCAAUGAAUGUGAUCUUAUGUAAUUUUGGGCCAUAUUGGCGUUCUUAGGGUUUUUUUCUGUUAGAUUUGUAUAUAUUUUUAGAGUUGUAUGAAUUGUAUAUGUGUAUAUAGGAUAGAGUUUAUAUUAGAACGAACUGCUGCACUAUUAGGUUUGUUUUACGUGUACAAAUUGAUAAUUUAUUGAAUAAAAA